This is a messenger RNA of Entamoeba nuttalli P19, 921 nucleotides long. Its product is annotated as enhancer binding protein-1, putative. The transcript has a single exon. Bases 1 to 921 code for a protein of 306 amino acids. The record is from RefSeq and is a predicted model, not a curated record. Lineage: Eukaryota; Evosea; Mastigamoebida; Endamoebidae. Gene Ontology annotation, cellular component: cytosol. Gene Ontology annotation, molecular function: mRNA binding.
AUGACUACAUUAUAUGUUUCACAUUUGGAUUACUCUCUUAAAGUUGAAGAUAUCCAAAAUGCUUUUAAAACUUAUAAUCCAAAAGAAGUAAAAAUUAUUUCAACUCCAAUUGGAUAUUCAAGAGGAUUUGCUUUUAUUGAAUUUGCUACUCCACAAGAAGCUGAAAAAGCACUUGAAAUGGAUAGACGUACAAUUGGAAAGAUGGAGAUUAAAGUCCAAAAAGCACUUCCAAGAGAAGAAACUACAACAGAAAGAAAAAUGAAUAGACGUGGUUUUAAAGGAAAAAGAAAUACCCGUAAAAGACAUUUAGUAAAAAGAACAAAUGAAGUAACUGAUAAUAUGUUAUUCAUUAAGAAUUUACCAUUUGCUAUUACUGAAGAAAAACUUAAAGAAAUGUUUUCUAAAUUUGAAGUUGUUGAAAUUACACUUAUUAAGACUCAUAGAAAGAAAGGAAAUGUUACCAAAAAUAAUGGUAUUGCUUUUAUUACUGUUAAAACUGCUGAAGAACAAAAGAAAGCUAUUGCUGAAAUGAAUAACUUUGAAGUAGAAGGUAGAAAAAUUACAGUUGCUGCUGCUUAUAAGAAAGCUGAAAACAAACAAACUACUAAGAAAACAAAUGAACCAAAAUCACUUUCUGAAACUAAUGUUUUCGUUAAGAAUUUACCAUUUACUUUAAAUGAUGAAGGUUUCAAAAAAUUAUUUGAAAAGUAUGAUGUUGUUGAAGCUACUAUUGUAAAGAGACAUAAUAAAAAAUUAAAUGUUGACAGAAGUAAAGGAUAUGGUUUUGUUACAUUCAAAACUGCUGAACAACAAAAGAAAGCUAUUGCUGAAAUGGAUAACUUUGAAGUAGAAGGUAGAAAAAUUACAGUUACUUCAGCCUAUCAAAGAGCUGAGAAGAAAGAAGAAACUACUUCCAAUUAA